Pieris brassicae (large cabbage white) is the source of this 1254-nucleotide messenger RNA. RefSeq names its product charged multivesicular body protein 1b (gene Chmp1). Gene Ontology annotation, biological process: protein transport; late endosome to vacuole transport; endosome transport via multivesicular body sorting pathway. The transcript has 4 exons. The record is from RefSeq and is a predicted model, not a curated record. Gene Ontology annotation, cellular component: multivesicular body; ESCRT III complex. Lineage: Eukaryota; Metazoa; Arthropoda; Insecta; Lepidoptera; Pieridae. The coding region runs from base 19 to 630 and encodes 203 amino acids.
GUCAAACUGGGGAACGAAAUGUCAUCAUCCGCUAUGGAAAAACAUUUAUUUAAUUUAAAAUUUGCUGUGAAGGAGUUAGAACGGAAUUCAAAAAAAUGUGAAAAGGAAGAAAAAAUUGAAAAAGAAAAGGCGAAGAAGGCAAUACAAAAGGGUAAUAUGGAGGGUGCUAGAAUUCAUGCAGAGAAUGCAAUACGACAAAAGAAUCAGGCGCUUAAUUAUCUACGCAUGUCUGCAAGAGUUGAUGCUGUAUCAAGUAGAGUGCAGACAGCUCUUACUACUAGAAAGGUCACAACAUCAAUGGCGGGUGUUGUUAAAGCAAUGGAUGCAGCAAUGAAAUCAAUGAAUUUAGAAAAAAUUUCAAACCUAAUGGACAAAUUUGAGAGUCAGUUUGAGGAUCUUGAUGUACAAUCAUCAUACAUGGAGAAUGCUAUGUCACAAACCACAACAACUACAGUGCCUCAGGGUGAUGUUGAUAAUCUUUUGCAGCAAGUGGCAGAUGAAGCUGGUUUGGAGCUCAACAUGGAACUGCCUUCUGGAAUACCAAGUACCUCUAUUGGAACAGCAACAGUUGUGUCACAGGAACAAGAUGAGUUAACACAGAGACUUGCUAGAUUAAGACAGGCUGAAUAAUAUAUACUUGUACAGAUCUUUUUUAAGUCCACUAUGUGAUACAGGCAAUAAAAAUAUGAGGUCUACAACAGACCCAAACCAUUUGGACUACACAUGUUGUAUUGUGGAACAACCUAUUUAUAAAUUUUUUAACAGUGUAUAUAAAUAUCCUAUAUCUAAAUAUUAAAACCAUUUUAAAAUCAACUAAUUUGGACUUCUAAAAGUUUAGUACAAAUGAGUAAAGUCCUUAUUCUAUAAAAAAGAUUCUCUAAAGUAACUGGCUGGACAAAUGAAUCUACUAUGUAAUAAUUGCAUAUUUAGCUUAUAGAUAAAAAUGUUUGGUUCUGCGCACUAAUUUUUUUCCUUUUAAGGUAUAAAAAGUUGCAAUGCUAAAAUCUUUACAAUUUAGGUAUACAAUUAUCCAAUAGGUUAAAUUAUGUCUAAUUUUUCACUUAAAAUUUGUUUUAAUUAUAAAGAGUCUAAAGCAGUUAUUAUCAAUAAUAAAAAUAUAUCAAAUAACAAUUUAUUUGAUAAAUAAAAUGAUUGUCUAUAUGGGAAUUAGUAAAAUAUAUGCAUCCUUUUACAGUUAUCUAUAGUGACUUCAUUCCACAUUACUGAUUAUAACUAAAAACUUACAUAGAAUUA